Meloidogyne enterolobii is the source of this 369-nucleotide messenger RNA. The record is from the annotation of a GenBank genome assembly. NCBI's taxonomy places the organism in Eukaryota, Metazoa, Nematoda, Chromadorea, Rhabditida, Meloidogynidae.
AUGAAUAUUGGUCUUAAAAAUUGUAUUACAAAUAGAAAUAUUUUAUAUCUCGCAAAGGUUGCUAAAAUAGUAAACGAGAAAGAUGAAGAAUUUAAUCUUUCAACGAAUUUUAAUAAUAAUGAUAUUUUUGGGUGUGGAUUAGUUUAUCCUCCAAGUAACAAAAUUAAUUAUAAAUUUCCAUAUAUCUUCUUUACACAAAAUGGGAAACAAAUUGGCAAAGGUAUUCUGUCAAGUAAAAAUUCCAACUCGUACAAACCAUAUGUUUGGUUUAAAUGUUGUUCAGUUGAAGCAAACUUUGGAAAUAAUUUGGAGACUAAACCAUUUAAAUAUGAUUAUUUAAAACAUUUAAUUUUGGAAGAAUUUUAUUGA